Messenger RNA from Sorghum bicolor (sorghum), 2385 nucleotides. RefSeq lists its product as uncharacterized. NCBI's taxonomy places the organism in Eukaryota, Viridiplantae, Streptophyta, Magnoliopsida, Poales, Poaceae. The transcript is spliced from 7 exons. The record is from RefSeq and is a predicted model, not a curated record. Bases 195 to 2120 code for a protein of 641 amino acids.
CUAGCUCUCCGUCGUCCCCAAGCGGCGCGGCCGGCCCUUUGCAUUGCAUUGGUUUGAUUUCGGCCUGCCUGCGCCUUUAAUCUUCAUUAUUCGUCUCCAUCCUUGCGCAUCGUCGUCUUCCGCCUAUCGCCUGUAUAAUAUAAGAUUCAUCGGGCGGGAUAUACAGCUAGCUGCUUUUGCUAGCUAGCAUACUGAUGAUGGAGACUCUGCCAGAUAUCUAUCCGUUGACAGGCCUGCAGAUUGGGGACAUUCAAUCCUACAUCUCGCGGGCGUUCCUCUACUUCGCUCCACUGAGCAAGAAGGUGUUCAUUCUCGUGGACAACCAGCCUUGGCUGACGACGAAGCAGUCUCGAUCCGCGAGGCUGUGGCAGUUCAUGGUCACCAAGUACAGGAUGUCUCCUUUUGCGAAUUCGCGGGCGCUGCUUCAUCACAAGCAGGAAAAGCAGGCGGCGGCUGAGGCAGCCGCCGCCGCCGCCACCACCUCUGCAGACAAGGGAGAGAGCUCCGACACGAUGCGGCGGUGGUUCGCGCUGGCAGCGGACCUGAGCAGGGCGCUGCACGGCUUCCUGGUGUUCGAGGUGUCGUGGCGUGACGUGCACGGCAUCAACUACCUCAACGAGCUGCUGACCGACACGUCCCUGGCGCUGGAGGCGCGCUACAUGAAGAAGUGGGAGUUCUACAACGCGGAGCAGGCCGCUGGCUGCACGCACCUGUGGUUCCUGGGCCGAGCCUCCGAGGCGCGGGCUCUGCGGGGCUACCUCUCCGCGCUGCACACGCACUCCGACCCCAGCGAGCAGCUGGAGGAGUGCAGCAGCGCGCUGCGCCGGACGAGCUCCUCCUCCUCCCUCACGGCCGUCUCCGAGGACGACGACGACGUCGUCGUCGACGAAUCCUCAUCCUCAUUGGACGGUGCUGGUGCCGCAGCAGCUGGCAUCAGCAUCUCCCCAUCCCCGACCCCGACGACGGCUAGGGCCAGGGCCAGGGCCGCCAGCAGGUGGGCGCGCGCCGCCGCCGCCGCCGAGGUCCCGUUCGUGGCCCCGGCGCAGUACAACGACUCGCUGAUCCUGUUCCGGUUCAGGGACAGCCUGCUGCCGCUGAAGCUGCGGCAGAUCAUCAUGUCGGACAUCCGGCUGUUGACGCUGCUGGAGUCGGGCCUGCCGCCCUGGGUCAUCUUCUUCCAGUCGUACCCGCUGUUGUGCCAGCUGUACCGCCCCUGGAUGCGGCCGCUGGUGCGGAGCCUCUACCUGCUGGCGUCGCUCGUCACCGUCCUCAUCGGCUUCUACGACCUCUACAAGAACGUGCCGCUGCUCAAGUCGGCGGCGGCGCGCAUCUGCGGGCCGCUCUUCGGCUGGAUCGAGACGUGGGACAUGGUGACCAGGAUCCAGUACUUGGGCACCAUCCUCUUCCUGCGCAACCUGCGCAAGUGCCUGCAGAGCCUCCUGGCGCUGCUGCGGGCGGCGCGGGCAUUGGUCCGCACGGUGGCGGCGCCGCUGGCCCAGGCCGUGGGGCCCCUGCUGGCAUCCUGCGCCCAGCUGUGGGGCCUGCUCAGCGCGGGCCUCGCGCCGGCGUGGGCGCUGCUGGUGGACCUGGCGGAGCUGCUGUGGGCGCCCUUCGACCUGGUCUUGGACAACGUGGCGGGGUGCCUGUGGCCGCUGCUGCAGGUGGCGCUGCUGCCGGUGAGAGCAGCGGCGGCGCUGGCGGGCUGCGCGGGCUCGCUGCUGUCGGUCACCUACAACUUCUCUAAGGACAUAUGGGAGACCAUGAGCAGCAUCUUCGAGCUCAACCACAUGUCCGAGGCGCAGCAGAGCGGCUUCGACAUGUCGCAGAUAAAGACGCUAUGGAACGAUCUCUUCUCGCAGAUCUUUCGCGCCAUCAGGGGCAUACUCAAUGGUAUCUUGGUGUUCUUUGCAUCCUGCAACAGGCACAGGCUCAGCAUCUACAACCAUGCGCAGUCCAGGUUGCGGCACAUGCUUCGCGUCGCUAGACUGCAUCAGGCGCCGCCGCAUGCGCUCUCGUCGUCGUCGUUGUCGUGUCGAUGCAAGCAGCAGAGGCCCAGACGCCGUCCUUCAGGGCGCAACGCUGAGGAUGAUGCAGGGGCAGAAUGUGACAGGUGCAAGUGAUGACGUGUAUACCUUUAUUACGGCCUCUGUCUCAUUCUUUUUAUGUUCUAAUUUUGUCCUAAGCAAAAUUAUUUAAAGUUUAACCAAGCUUAUAUUAGAAUACUAAUGUUCUUAUUACUAAAUAAGUAUAUUAUAGUCUUCAUCGUGCAAUGUAUUUUCAUUGUUACCUACUCUCUCCGUCCUGUAAUAUAGCGUAUUCUGGUAUUUAAAAUUUAUCCUCAAAUAUAAUGUAUUCUAAAAAAACAUAAACCAAUUCUGUAUUAAA